This is a messenger RNA of Porites evermanni, 390 nucleotides long. NCBI's taxonomy places the organism in Eukaryota, Metazoa, Cnidaria, Anthozoa, Scleractinia, Poritidae. The record is from the annotation of a GenBank genome assembly.
AUGUCAUCAAGUACAGAACUUGAAGAUGGCGCUGCAGUUUUGUGGAAAUUCUUGGCAACAUACUUGUCGCGAAGAAGGCCAGCCAAAUGCUCACUUUUUUUAAGUUUCCAACAAGGUUGCGUUUUUGCUGGUUUUCUAAUUAAUCGAGAUAGCCACAUUUGCAGUCAUUUGGUGACAAAUUCUAUUGAGUGUUUACAACGCAGAAACAAGAAAGCAACUUGUAGCUUGAUUAACAUAUCAGAUCAGUUGCUGGGCUCCUUGGGGAACUUGGUGAUUUCUUUUAGAUUUGGAAGUAUUUUGCUUGUCUUGGGAAAUCUGUUCUUGAAGCUUCACGUAACGUUCAAAGUCAUCAUCUUCAUGCCCACAACACUUCCCACAAUAUGCGCGUAA